Molecule: messenger RNA, 3196 nt
Organism: Corvus hawaiiensis (hawaiian crow)
Lineage: Eukaryota; Metazoa; Chordata; Aves; Passeriformes; Corvidae
Gene: SELENOI
Product: selenoprotein I
Exons: 10
Biological process (GO): phosphatidylethanolamine biosynthetic process
Cellular component (GO): endoplasmic reticulum membrane; Golgi apparatus
Molecular function (GO): ethanolaminephosphotransferase activity
Source: RefSeq, a predicted model, not a curated record
CCAGGGCAGGGCCGGAUGGAUCUUUUGGGAUCUUUUGGGAUCUUUUUUUCCGGGUUUUCCCGCUCCCCCCCCUGCGCGGGGCCCUCCCGGCCGCCAGGCGGCGCCAUCGCGGCGGGGCGGGGUGCGGUGACGUCACGGCCACGCCGGGUGGGCCGAUGCAGCGGCAGCGGGAGCGGCACCGGCAACACCGGGAACGGCACCGGGAACAGCGGGAGCAGCGCCGGGAACGGCGGCAGCAGGAGCCCUGGGAGCGCCACCAUGGAGUACGUGAGCCCCGAGCAGCUCGCUGGCUUCAGCAAGUACAAGUACAGCGCCGUGGACAGCAACCCCUUGUCCCUGUAUGUCAUGCAUCCCUUCUGGAAUGCCAUCGUGAAGAUCUUCCCUACCUGGCUGGCCCCAAAUUUGAUAACGUUUUCUGGCUUCCUGCUGCUUGUCUUCAACUUCUUCCUCAUGGCGUACUUCGACCCUGACUUUUAUGCUUCUGCUCCUGAUCACCAGCAUGUUCCAAAUGGAGUAUGGAUUGUGGUGGGGCUCCUCAACUUCAUGGCCUACACGUUAGACGGCGUUGAUGGGAAGCAGGCACGCCGGACCAACUCCAGCACCCCCCUGGGAGAGCUCUUUGACCACGGCCUGGACAGCUGGGCCUGCGUGUACUUUGUGGUCACCGUGUACUCCACCUUCGGCCGGGGUUCCACCGGCGUCAGCGUCUUCGUCCUCUACCUCCUGCUGUGGGUGGUCUUGUUUUCCUUCAUCCUCUCCCACUGGGAGAAGUAUAACACGGGGAUUCUCUUCCUGCCCUGGGGAUAUGACAUCAGCCAGGUGACCAUUUCAAUUGUCUACAUAGUGACAGCCUUUGUGGGAGUUGAGGCCUGGUAUGCACCUUUCCUGUUUAAUUUCUUAUAUAGAGACCUAUUCACUGCAAUGAUUAUUGCCUGUGCCCUCACUGUGACCCUGCCCAUGAGCCUGUACAACUUCUACAAGGCCUAUAAAAAUAACACCUUGAAGCACCACUCUGUGUAUGAAAUCCUGCUGCCCCUCGUGUCCCCGGUGUUGCUGUUCCUGCUCUGCACCACCUGGAUCUUCCUGUCCCCCACUGACAUCCUGGAGGUCCAGCCCAGGCUCUUCUAUUUCAUGGUUGGAACAGCCUUCGCCAACAUCUCUUGCCAGCUGAUCGUGUGCCAGAUGAGCAGCACACGGUGCCAGCCCCUCAACUGGAUGCUGCUCCCCAUCGCGGCCGUGCUGCUCCUGGUGGUGUCCGGGCUGGCUCCCAGCAGCGAAACGCUCCUGCUGUACCUGCUGACCGCCUUCCUCACCCUGGCACACAUCCACUACGGAGUGGUCGUGGUGAGCCAGCUGAGCAGGCACUUCAACAUCCGGCCCUUCUCCCUACGGAAGCCCACUCCGGACUGACUGGGAGCAGAGGAGGAGAAAAUCGGCCUGCGGGCUGCAGAAGGACUGUAAAUACCUGCUGCAAAUACCUGUAAAUACUUCAGCCAUCACCACAGAUCCAAACUAUCCUCUGGACAGGGCCAAGGACACGCGGGAUCCGCUGCAGCCGGGGUGGGGCUGGGCCAGGGUGGCUCCUGCUGCUCUUCCAUCCCUGCAAGCUUCGGGUUUUGGGUGGAGCUGGAGGAGGAGGAGCCUUUCAGGUCACUGUUACUGUACCUUAGACCAGCUGAAUGUUCCCAGAGAAGCCUCCGACUCCAGCCCUUGCUCAGGGAAAGCUGCUUGGGGAUGCAAAUGCUUUACCUGAGCAAAGCCCCUUGGCCUGCCACCAAAACCAACACAGCUGAUUCCUCCGAGGGCAGGGGGACGUCCUGGUGGUCGGGGGAGUUCCUGGCUGUCCCCAGUCCUGCUCUCUGGACAGCUCCUGAGCUGGGCUGGUACUUUGGGAGCAGAUGGUGACAGUUCUCCCACAUUCUGUCCUGCCUUCCUGCUUUUGGGCAAAUACUUGCUAGCACCUUUGUUGUUUGGUUUUUUUUUGUUUUUGUUUUUGUUUUUGUUUUUUUUUUAAGGGGAGAAAAAAAAGGACAAGACACUCAAAACUCGUAGUUCAAUCCUAAUUGUGGGGCUUGGAAAAUCAGGGCUCAAUUUCCUGUAGGAAUGGGAAUGUGGCUUCUGCACAUUGUGUGGUACCUGGGACCACAUCUUGACAUGUUCCUGUGUGUCCAUGUGUGUUCCCAGUCUGGGCACAGGGUCUGGGCUACGGAAGGUGGCUGAGACCACAGAGCCAAGCUCUCCCCAUUCCUACCAGCAUGGAUCUGCUGCUGUGGGUUGGCUCCGUGGGUCCUUUCCUGCUGCCUGAGCCCCUUCUAUACAGCCAGGAACAGCCUGGCCCUUCCCAGCAGCGAUUCCACCACUGGGAGAAGCGCCUGGAGCCCUGUGUUGGUCGUGUGUGCAGCUUCAGGAAGCUCCCAGGGGUGUGUGGUGGGGACCUUUCCAGAUCUCCCUCUCCUUGUCCCCAGCGGCCGCGUGUCUCAUCCAGGCAUCUCUUUGUUUACUGUCCACUUGUCAAAGAUGUGUUUGCGUUGAUUUUAUUUUUUAAUUUCUUUUUAUAAUUGAGUGGGGUGGUGAAGACUGAAUGCUGAUUUUCCUUCCUGUUGGCUUGAUUCAAUGAAGACCUGUGCUUGAAUGAAGAGUGUAGCUUAAAGCCAGGCUCUGGAAAGGCUGCAUCCGGAAGCGAACAAGCACAGCCGAUCGUGCAGGUGGAACUACCAUGGGAACAAAGUCCUUCCGACACUGAUUGUUGUGCAACGUGGGGCAUCACAGCUUGGUCAGAGCAAUUUCCUUCUGCAGGGGAGGCCUCCUCCUGCUCUGGGAAACCUUCAACGUGUAACUGCUAUUUAAUGCUUUUUCUUUUGGAAAUUGGAAUCACUGUCAUGCCGACGACGAGACUGGGAACCCUGAGGUUGAGCUCGUGAGUUCGUGGGUUGCUUGGUCAGCCCCUGGGCAGCUCAUGGUCAGCCCUUGGUCAGCCCCAUGUCCAGUACAGCCUGUGAGGAAUAAACUGGGCCCUUCCCAGGGCUGCCAUCCGUCGCGGGAGGCUCCGGAUUGCCGCGUGCUCACGUGUCCAUACGGCUGCGGCAGGGCUGGGAGAGGGGGCGGAUGGUUUUCAGAGUUUAUUUAAUAAAGUAGCUUCCUCCAAUCCAUUUUACUGAUGUUGUACAGCAAAAAAAAGCCCUCCAUGGACAAAUGA